AUGGCCUAUGGGAUGUCUUUUCCACCGACAUCGCAUUAUGCGUUCGGUUACGGUACGUCCUGCUCAACAGAAUCGUUUGUGAGGCAACAACAAGUGGAACCGAUGAACAAUUUAUCACAACCGAUUCAGUUACCACUUCGUGAUGAAUUGAAUACCGAUAGUGUUGGCGUUCUAUCGGAGCUUAGCCCAGAAUCUUCACCUGGCUCAACUGAAUUAUCAACGACUGUCUCUAAACCAUGCGAUUUCGCAGCCGAAGGCUGUCAGCCACGCUCGCUGAGCGUUCUAACUGCAUACCGAAUGCCAUCAUCAAGUGCACUGUACAAUAAUCACGGCUCAUUAUCCUCGCAUUCGGAUAGCUUCUGUACGGUGCCUGGCCGCACCUCAUUGCUGAGCUCAACAACUAAAUACCAUGUAACGGUUGGUGAAAUCCAACGACGUAUCUCACCUCCAGAAUGCUUGAAUGCUUCUCUUCUUGGCGGUAUCUUAAGGAAAGCAAAAUCGAAGGAUGGCGGAAAAACACUUCGAGAUAGUCUUAAACAAGUUGGUUUAACACUGCCAGCUGGGCGAAGGAAAGCGGCCACUGUGACAGCGUGGACAGCCUUAGUUGAAGGUAAUUCGCAUUUGCUUUCUGGCUCAAUGCGUUAA
This is a messenger RNA of Anisakis simplex (herring worm), 645 nucleotides long. Lineage: Eukaryota; Metazoa; Nematoda; Chromadorea; Rhabditida; Anisakidae. The record is from the annotation of a GenBank genome assembly.